AUUUCGAAUUAUAUUCAAAAUAUUCUCAAACAUUAUCAUGUCCAUGUACAAAAAUCUCGAUAGAUUAUGGAAAUAUUCUUGAUAUAGAAUAUUCACUUCAUCAAAUAUGUCAAAGUGAUUUAAUAUCUGGAGAAUGGAUUCGUUAUUUAUUAUAUUAUUACGAACAAGUAAACGACAUUAUGUAUACCUUAGACUUUCGAGCAACAGCUGCACAAAGAUUCUUAGCAUUCAAAUCAUUUUGUCGAUUGAUUAACAACACAAUUUCUAAUGGUUUAGUUCAGUUCUAUCAAAAACAAUAUUUUGCUGUAUCCACGGUACCUUUGGAAAUACUGUACUCAGAAAUUCAAUCAACAAUCAACCAAUUCAAAACAUCAACAACAAAUAAUUUUUUAUUUAAUUUACAAAAAAUACGGCACACAACUAAUAUUAAUAGUCUACUUUCUGUACACCAGACGAAUUAUCGAAUAUCAUACAAUCUCAAAGAUGAAAAAAUGUUGUUUUACACUAGAAUAUACGACAAUUGCUCCUGUGAUGAAUCAACAGCAUGUGUGAUGGCAGCUUUCAUAUAUGAUUAUGAUACUGACGAAAAAAUAUUCUUGGUGCCAGGAAUGUAUGUUGGAUGUUAUAUUAUAGAUGCACUUCUUCAAUCAAAUUUACAAUGCUUUUAUAAUGAAACAUGUUUCAAUCAAAUAAAAUCGUAUUAUAAUUCAAAUCGAUCAAUUCAAAUAAAACCUCUCGAUGCAACCAUUCCUAGUAUUUAUUUUCAAAAUUCAUCAAUUCAAGAAAUUAUCAAUCAACUAAUGAUCGAACAAUGGAAUUCUACAAUAUUCUUUGAAAAGUAUUAUAAUCAGUGUCAACCAAUAGGAUGUACUUAUAAUUAUCAAUCAAGAAAUGAUGUGAUUUUUAUCAUUACAACAUUAGUUGGGUUAGUUGGUGGUAUAGUCACUGUCUUGCUAUUUAGUGUACCAAAGAUUGUGGAAUUCAUUCGAAAGCGAAAAAAUGGUAAGAAACAGACAAAAAGAGGUAGAAUAAUAAAGAAGAUGACUGAAAAGUUAAUAUCAAUUUCAUCGAAAUUAAUAGCACCUGAUGUUGAGAAAUGCAAUUCAUUUUACGAGAACUGA
This is a messenger RNA of Adineta ricciae, 1121 nucleotides long. Lineage: Eukaryota; Metazoa; Rotifera; Eurotatoria; Adinetida; Adinetidae. The record is from the annotation of a GenBank genome assembly.